GUUGAGCUUUUGCUCUCUUUGAACUUUGCUCCUCUUUUGAGAGUUCUCUUCAUGGCUUUUAGCAAUAUGAUCUUGCCCCCAAUUAGGCAUGCAACUAUAUUCCCCGGUUUUGGGAUAGGUAUGAAAGAAAGGCUUAGGUUUUCUUUUUAGGCUCAACUUGAUUGACAAAAAGGAUGACUCUUUUGGGUAAAGUGUUUGGCAAUUAGGCUCAUGAAAGAUGGCUUCGAUCCUUGAGCUUUUCACUUUAGACCUCAAAAUGAUGACAAUCAUUCCACUUAAAUUGGAAAACUAAUUAGCAUGAUAGCAAAUAUUUCAGAGAAUAUAAAAGAGCUUGUUAUUCCCUCCUUUCAUGUAGCCACAAGUUGAGCUACUAGAAAGCUGACUCGUCCCACUCAUGGAUGAAUGAAGCAAAGAAAAGCUUGACUGUCCAAUUGGUCAAAGUGUCCCCAAGGCAGAAGUAAUGGUCAGGUCAAAUAGGGGUUCAUCCUUAAGAGCAAUAAUACUCAAAUUUCCCCAUGUCCUAGAUUUGCCCCCUCAUUCAUUGAAUCUAGAUCCACAUGUCUCGUGUGUAAGUCCACUUCAACAUCAUAUUUUGGUGAGCUUAUAAGAGUAUGUUGAAGGUUGCCUUCUAGAUAGUGCUUCAACAAUUGCUAUAUGGAUUCACACAUUGUCGAUUUCCAAUCCUUAAGGAGCCUUGGAUGAAGCAAAAUAUCUUUGAACGCAUUGAGAUUUCCAUCGCACUCAAAGGGCUGUAGACACUUACAAGCAAUUCAACAUGCAUUACAAUGAUGGCCAUUUAUUACAAAGCAAAAGCCUAGUACAUCACACUAAGUACAUCAACAUGGUAGCAUUCAAGUCCCUAGUAAAAUCUGACUCCUAGAUCUUUCAAAAUACAAUUGUCUAAUGAGAAGUUGCAUUCCUUUCCUUGACGAAUCCCUUGAGUGUUGGAGCAACAUGAAGUGUGAUGUGCUUGAGCUUUUGAUCUUCGAGGUUGCUCUUGGUUUUUGUCCUUCUAAUCUUACCCAUAGACUUGGCAAUUGUGAAUGAUAGGAGAGAAAUGCUUGCAAUUGGAGAUCUCCUCAAUCCUUUGUUGGUCAAAGCUUUCUCCACGGAUGAAUAUUUCAAAAGGUGUCUUGAUUGACAAAGAAUCGCGCUUGACCAUGUAUGAACCCAUAUUUCAAUUAUUGAAGGCAGAGAAUCAAGCAAGAUUAUGGGAAUGCAAGAAAAGAAAUAAACAUGGAUGCUAAACAACAGAUGAAGGAUGAAAGAACAUGAAUAUGCUCUAAAGUGGUAAUGUGUGUGGAGUUGUAUCCUAAAGCAUGCAUUUUUGGGAAUGCAAGAAAAGAAAUAAACAUGGAUGGGAAAUGAGUGAUAAAGGAUGCAAGAAUAUAAAUAUGCUGACAAGUGGUAAUGUGUGUGAAAUUGUAUCCUAAAACAUGAAUUUUCUUCAAGUAUGCAAAUUUCAAAGGAGCAGCUGGUGAUUCACUUUUGCAAACACUAAAUUGGCAUUCAUGGGAAAUAUCAUUUGAAAAGAAAGCAAAUGCCAUGAAGCUUGAAGAAAAAGUGAAUGGUGUGAUGCUUGGAGAAAAUGAUGAUGUGAUGCUCCAAAAUCAUGUGCUCAAAUUAUUUUGAUGUCUAAAAGAUGGACUUUUCAUGAAUUUAUCUUGGAAGAACCUCUUUUUUUCUUUUUUCUUUUUCUCUUUUUUUUUUUUAAAUGUGAAAUGCUUUGGAUUUAGUUGAAUAAGGCCCACAAGUUUGAAACAUGCAACAAAAUGCAAGAUAGUGAGAACUUCUUCGAAUGAGAGCUUGUACAUUUUUUUUUUUUUUUUGUAAACAAUGGCAAUUAAAGGUGAAAGGAAGAU
Molecule: messenger RNA, 1862 nt
Organism: Rubroshorea leprosula
Lineage: Eukaryota; Viridiplantae; Streptophyta; Magnoliopsida; Malvales; Dipterocarpaceae
Source: the annotation of a GenBank genome assembly